UCGGAAGAGAAGAUCAAACUUCGAGGAACGAUGAAUUACAGAACAUGACUUGCGUCAUUGAGACUUACACAGACGAAUUGUUGUUCACGAAUACUGGACGACGUUCGUUAAAAAUUGUAUACGAAUAUCUAAUCCGAGCGUCCGACUGGGUGCUAAAUAAUUUACGUUGUGACGAGAAGAACAGACAGACGGAUUUGAUGAAUUUGCCGGAAGUCUCACCAAUCAUAAAACCUCUUAUACACACGAUGUUUCAUAUCGAGGACACGUGCUUUGAUCAGUUUCUGGUUAAUUACGAAGUAACGAAUUGGUCGAAGGUAUUAACGAUGCCUUUAUCGAUUACCUUGAAACGUGUACGAAGUCAAAUUCUUUUGAGACCAGAAUUGAAGAAUGUUGGAGACCUCAGUCAUGAGGAUAAAGAAGUGGUGCAAUCUAUCAAAAGACUCUGCUCGUUUGUCAGGUCAGCACGUUUCAAAUAAGUGGUUUACACACAUUUAGCGAUAGGUAAUAUAUUUCUUUCUCCUAUUAUAUCUAUUUAAAAGGCUCGUAUUAUUUUAAUUCAAUAUUUGUUUAAUAAUAUGCAUUUUUAAUAUAUAUAAUGCAUUUCUAAGAUAUCGUAUAUCGAAGCGUGGUUUUUUAGGUAGACUUUUCUUUCUGGCGUGUUUUUAGCUUUUGAAAAUCUUUAUCGCAAUUGUACGAUAAAGCCCGCAUUCUUCCAU
Formica exsecta is the source of this 716-nucleotide messenger RNA. RefSeq lists its product as uncharacterized. The coding region runs from base 45 to 476 and encodes 143 amino acids. The transcript is spliced from 3 exons. Lineage: Eukaryota; Metazoa; Arthropoda; Insecta; Hymenoptera; Formicidae. The record is from RefSeq and is a predicted model, not a curated record.